This is a messenger RNA of Gavialis gangeticus (Gharial), 760 nucleotides long. It is a transcript of the gene YBX3, whose product is annotated as Y-box binding protein 3. Bases 1 to 705 code for a protein of 234 amino acids. Gene Ontology annotation, cellular component: nucleus. The transcript is spliced from 9 exons. Gene Ontology annotation, biological process: regulation of gene expression. Gene Ontology annotation, molecular function: nucleic acid binding. Lineage: Eukaryota; Metazoa; Chordata; Crocodylia; Gavialidae. The record is from RefSeq and is a predicted model, not a curated record.
AUGGCAUCUAGAUUUUCGGUUAAGAAAUUGACUUCUUGUGUAUGUUCAUUUUAUUUUUCAGCUACUAAAGUUCUUGGCACUGUCAAGUGGUUCAAUGUCAGAAACGGAUAUGGCUUUAUCAACAGAAAUGAUACCAAAGAGGAUGUGUUUGUUCAUCAGACUGCGAUCAAGAAGAACAACCCACGGAAAUAUCUGCGCAGUGUUGGCGAUGGAGAGACUGUAGAAUUUGAUGUGGUUGAAGGAGAGAAGGGUGCAGAAGCAGCUAAUGUGACCGGUCCAGAUGGGGUCCCUGUAGAAGGCAGCCGCUAUGCUGCAGACCGACGUCGCUACCGACGUGGCUAUUAUGGCCGGCGUCGUGGACCACCUCGUAGCGGUAUUGAAGGAGAGAUCAAGGAUGGGAUCACAGAAGGAGCACAACUCCAACAGCCAAUCCAUCGGAAUCCCACUUAUCGGCCCCGCUACCGCAGGGGGCCCCCACGUCCACAUCCUGCUCCAGUGGCUGGAGAGGCUGACAACAAGGAGAACCAGCAUGAGGCCAAUGCUGUGAACCAGCAGUCACCUCGUCGUGGUUACCGUCGUCCAUAUAACUAUCGGCGUCGUCCCCGUCCACCCAACGCUCCAUCUCAAGAUGGCAAAGUGACCAAGGUGGCCGAAACACCAGCUGAGAACCCUGCUCCAGUGACCGAGCAGAGUGGUGCUGAGUAACAUUUGGCUCCCCAGACACCUUUUUACCAUCCAUCAGGUGUCCUAAAGUGUAAUU